Carassius carassius (crucian carp) is the source of this 3281-nucleotide messenger RNA. RefSeq names its product AN1-type zinc finger protein 5-like. The transcript has 6 exons. NCBI's taxonomy places the organism in Eukaryota, Metazoa, Chordata, Actinopteri, Cypriniformes, Cyprinidae. The record is from RefSeq and is a predicted model, not a curated record. Gene Ontology annotation, molecular function: zinc ion binding; DNA binding. The coding region runs from base 177 to 824 and encodes 215 amino acids.
ACAAAAAAGGGUGACGUCACACCCGUUGUUUCGGAUGACGUUGAGAGAAGCAGGCCGCACGCGCAUAGCAGGAACUCUGUCAGAUUUCUGUGGAUCAAGGUCGUCGGUUUCCCCUAAUUCACACGGAAAUACGGGAUCGCCCUCUCCCGUCCCCCUUACCCCCCUUCUCAAACAGCAUGGCCCAGGAGACAAAUCAGACGCAGGUGCCAAUGCUUUGCACUAUGGGAUGCGGUUUCUAUGGUAAUCCUCGCACCAAUGGAAUGUGCUCUGUCUGCUACAAGGAGCAUCUGCAGAGACAACAAGGAGGGGGACGAAACAGUCCCCCAGGUGAGAAAGCUGCCACAUCUCCUGUAGGUUCCCCAGGUGCAUCUGCGGUAACAGUGGAGUCCACCCCUGUACCCACUACAGAAGCAGUUACCCCACCUGAAGAACGCACGUCUAAUAGUUCGCCCAGUCCAGUAACCCAGCAGAUGACGGCUAUGAGCAUUUCCCAGGACACAGCAACCACUGAUUCAGACAGAGCGGAAGUAGAGGAGGAAGAGGAGGAGGGCUCGUCUAAAAGCACAGGGCCAGUAGGGGAAGCUACACAGCCUUCUUCAGAUGGAGAUCAGACUCCUGACAAGAGCAAAAAGAAGAAUCGAUGCUUCACAUGUAGGAAAAAAGUUGGCCUCACGGGCUUUGACUGUCGCUGUGGUAACCUGUUUUGCGCUAUCCAUCGUUAUUCUGACAAACAUGACUGUCCCUACGACUACCGAGGAGCCGCUGCCGCCCGCAUCCGCAAGGAGAACCCCAUCGUUGUAGCUGAGAAGAUUCAGAAGUUAUGAGGACUGACAGCUAAACGAGCAAAAAUUGUUUGACCUGCAAGUUUUGGAACCAUGGCGCUGAAUAACACCAUUCUUAACUGGGUUCAUGUCUUCAUUGUAGGAUAGGGUGGGUGGGGUUGUAGGGGACAGCCCCUGCUUGGCCACUCCCUAAACUAUCAUCUCCCUGUCUCUCCAAGAAGGCCGGUGUAGAGGUGUGUGUGUGUGUGUGUGUGAGAGAGAGAGAGAGUGAAUGUGUGACCUGUUGAGUGAUGUGUGUUUUUUUUCUAGAGAGCCAGGGAGAAGAGGGAUUGGUUGUCAGGUGGGCAUCCAUGUACAUCGGGGGAAGGGUGGACUCUUUAGUUUUUACCCUGGCAUUGAUUUUUGUUAGAAUAUUAACAUUAUUUUUUUAUAGGAGCCCUGAGAUGUGGGAUCAGGAGUCCGAUUGUAAAGGGUGGGUGGGGUGGGUCAUCGAGAGGGAAUUUCUCUGAUAUUGCAAAACUUUGAAGAAUAUAGAUUUUAAUGACUACUCCUACAUUUACCCAUGUAAGAUUAUUUUACUGUGUAAUAAUUUUUUUUUCUGAUGAAUUAUCCCAACACGUCAAAUCCCAGCCUGUGCAUUUAAAAAAUAUUUCUCUUUUAUAUAUUGACUUAUCAUGCUAAUGUUGGGUGCAUGAAUAGUUAUUGGAUGGGGUUUGAAGGGGGGAGGGGUGGUGUGUAGCAAGAGCCUUGACAUAAGCGAGUGACUGAGUUUUUUUUUUGUUUUUUCCUUUUCUGUUUUAAUGAGUGUAUGGCAUCAGAAGAUCUAUAUUAAUAUAUUGUACGUAGCUUGAAUUGUGUGAUUGCAUUCUAUUUAUUUUGUAUUAUCAUUUGGUUGGUUGGUACUGGAGGAUUGGAAGCAUUUGUUCCAAAAAAAUUCAAUAGGUUAUCCCUUAAUUAUAUUUUUGUCUAUUAACAUAUGCAUUUAAAAAAAUAAUAUAGUUCCCGAUGGAGUUGGGCUUUUCAGAAUCGAAGCACAAGAUCGUUCGUCAGUUUCUUCGCACAAACACAUCAAAAAGUGCAGUUAGUUUAGGCUCCUCAGUGCUGUACGGAACCUAGCAGGCCCGUUAUUGCUAAUACACCCCAGUGAUUAACUUUUUUUUUUACCUUAGCCAUAAGGGCAGCAAAGCUUCAUGAGCAAAGUAUUCGAUAACCACCAGCAACAAUGCAUGCUCGCACAAAUAUUAGGCCAAAUGCACAGUUUGCUACAGCAGCAUAUUAACAUUGCAACACGAAUGUAAAAGAAGCGUCCCAUUGAAUGGGCGAAUGAAGCCUGCUUUCCAAAUGAACAGGAUUAUAAUGUAAAUACUAUGAGGCUUCCAUUGAAAAAUAGAAUGUUUUAGAAAGAACGGGAAAGAUUCAGCUGUUUUGUGUUUAUGUAGUGUUUAUUAACUACCCAUACGUAAGGAGAAAGGUGCGCUAUGGUGUUCUGUCAUCCUUUGAGUGACUCGUGUCUUUGUGCUGGUUGGUUUUAAUUACUUUUUUUUUUUUUUAAAAAGCUGAAACAACCAUUUUGUAUUUAUCCUUAAUGUGGUCCAGCAAUCUUCCCUCAUAAUGUUUCUUGAUUUUCUGGGAUUCUUAUACAGUCCCUUGACUUUUGUUGAUGUACCUGAUUUGAAGUCCUGGUAAUGACCUUGCUGCUUUAUUAAGGAAAUAACCUGAGCUUUAAUUAGCACCGUCUGUGAUUGCAGCAUUAGCCUCGAUAGGGCUGCCAGCUCAAGAGGGCUUUUGUGAAAGGCAGGUGUAAGUGGCUCAGCAAGCUGGCAUGUGUAUAUGCCAUGCUUGGUUGAGCCAGCAUCCUGACAGCCUUUUAAUGAGGUUUGGAUCUCACGCUUUCUGUUUCUGUCUGCACCGUUUGCUGGAGGAUAAUCCUACUCUUCUAGGGUUCGAGUGUAGGGAUCCAGACAGUGUUUGGGAAUGCUAGACUCCAGUUCCUGGUGAGAUUGUUGUAGUGUGGUGGGCACAAAACUGUGAAUGUAGUCAACCGCUUGACUAUGAAGCUCCAUUGGGUUAAAAGCCAGUUGGUCACCUCUGUUGUUGCCUUCAGUGUCUGAUCAGACCGUUGGCACUGUAUGCCAGUGCAUUAACCCUUAAAUGCUAGCAAUGAUUAAUUGCCUUCAUUGCAUGUUAUUGAGCAAAAUAGAGAAGUGACUUCUUCCUUACAUGUAACUGAAGAAGAAUUGCCUUGAUUUUAGUGAAGGUGUCGAGAUUAAUUUUUUUCCCGGUAGUUCAUCAGAAUAUUCGGAUGAGUGAUGUGAGUUUCAGCUCAGGCGUGUUCGGCAGUACGUUAACCAGCAUUCAUGAAUUAAUUUAACAGCGUGCCCAGUCCCCCAGAGACACCACCAGAUACAUUUUGUUUUCUUUUUAAAUUUAAGAUUGUAUGAUGUGUAUGAGUAAGUAUAAAACCAAUAAAGUCACAAAGUUUAUUUUAAAUUUACAUAA